AUGCAAACAUAUCUCGGUUUUGCAGUCCUCGGCCUCGUCAACGUGAUUGUACCAUUCAUCGUACAUUCAGCAAACUACCUCAUAAUUCCUUAUCCACGAUGGAUAGUUAUACUCAUCGAGACUCUCCCAGCUCUUCUCACAAAACUACUUCUACCUCACUUCAUCCACAGAAUUCCAUACUGGAUGCGCCCUCUCACUAUAGGAGCAGUAUGGAUACUCAUCGCCCUCAUCACAAAAUCAACACCACCAAACAUCGCACCGCCAGUGAGAAUAUUCACUUCUGCGCUCGCUUCAGCAUCCGCUGCUGCAAUGGAGCUUUCUUUUCUCGGAAUGUUACGAUACUACGACCGUCUUGGACUCGCAGGUUGGGGAGCAGGUGUUGGCGCGGGAGCAGUCUUUUGCGCCGUCUUGCCCUUUGUGUUGACAGUCUGGCUCGAGUCUUUUCUACGCGAUUUUAUUGAUUGCAUUUAUGUUCUCGUUGGUGCGAUGCUCGUGGCAUUCUUUGUUGUUCUUCCUGGAGCACCGGUCAACUAUCCCUGCGCGCGACAGGAGUUGGUCAAGGAUGAUAUUGAGGAUGCGUCGCCUUUACUUCAGGAUCCAGUUCAGCAACUUUCGCGAGUAUUAAGUACGAAAAACCGCAUUCAUCUUACCAGGAGCAUAGUCCGGCCGUUUAUGAUUCCCUUAUUUGGAGCAUUUGCGGCACAGGCUCUCGUAUACCCUGGUAUCUCACGAGCCUUACCUCUUCCAGGGUCCUCGGCAUCUUUCUUCUCAUACUUAACCACAUACGGUCUUUCUUUCCAAUUAGGCAACUUUAUCUCUCGGAUGCACGUCUUACUCUUUCGACUGGCCAACUUCAGAGCUUCUUUCACGAUCCUCGGCACAGCGACGCUCAUUCUAAUCGCAAACUCUAUCUUCCUUGUCUCCUCGGCAGAAGUUAUGAUGGGUCUACUAGCUUUCACCGCCGGUCUAGGUGGAGGUGCAGUCUACAUGAUUGUUUUUGAUAGAAUGCUUGGAGAAAAGAUGCUCGACACUGGAAUAAAUCAGGAGUUCUGUCUCCAGGUUGUCGGAGUCGGUGAAACGGCUGGUCUUGUUGCUGGUGGGAUACUGGGUACCAUGCUUGAGAGUUUGAUGUGUCAAGGAGGAUUUACAACGACACAGAGAUGGUGUCAUACAAGUCAAUGA
Fusarium poae is the source of this 1182-nucleotide messenger RNA. RefSeq lists its product as uncharacterized. The transcript has 2 exons. Bases 1 to 1182 code for a protein of 393 amino acids. The record is from RefSeq and is a predicted model, not a curated record. Lineage: Eukaryota; Fungi; Ascomycota; Sordariomycetes; Hypocreales; Nectriaceae. Gene Ontology annotation, cellular component: membrane; vacuole. Gene Ontology annotation, biological process: regulation of intracellular pH.